UAGUGUCAGUCAGCCAAACUAACCAAGUUUAAGUGUCAACCCAACAGCCAGAUUAAUAUUUUGGCUUUCAAAAUAAUUAAAUCGAUUUAAUUUCUAUUGAUAUUUACCGAAAAAUGGCUACAGCGGCUUUAACUGGCCACUACGCCUCGAAAAUAAUACCCAAACAUGGGUCUAUGGGUAUUGUCUAUAUCAAGUCUGCUCAAUACAGCUCUGAUGGAAAACCCAACUUGGCGGCGUACAAACGCGGUACCGGUGGACGUAGCAGCUUCAAUGGAAUCGUAGCUACUGUGUUUGGCUGCACUGGAUUUGUCGGUCGUUAUGUCUGCAAUAAACUGGGCAAGAUCGGCACUCAGAUGAUUCUGCCAUACAGAUGUGAUUUCUAUGAUGCCCAGAGGCUCAAAGUUUGCGGAGAUUUGGGACAAGUACUCUUUACACCUUUUGAUUUGCGAGAUGAGGAGUCUAUUGCAAAAGCUGUCCGCUACUCUAAUGUUGUCAUCAAUCUAAUUGGAAGGGAUUAUGAAACUAAAAACUUCAAGUACAUGGAUGUGCAUGUAGAAGGGCCCCGGAGGAUCGCAAGAAUUUGCCGGGAAAUGGGAGUAGAAAGAUUAAUUCAUGUCUCCUACUUGAAUGCAUCAGCAAACCCUAAGCCACUUCUGCUGAAGAAACCAUCCAUGUACAAAAUCAGCAAGUACCUUGGAGAAUGUGCUGUGAAAGAAGAGUUUCCUACUGCCACAGUUCUUCGGGCUUCUGACAUAUAUGGUUCUGAAGAUAGAUUCCUCAGAGUUUUCGGCCAGAUUUUGCGAAUCAAUGGCCAAUUUCUACCAUUAUACAAAAAUGGCUUGGAGACUGUAAAACAACCAGUUUUUGUGUCUGAUGUGGCCCAGGGAAUUGUAAAUGCAAUGCGUGACCCAGAUACAAGAUGUCAGAUCUACCAAGCUGUUGGGCCAAAGAGGUACCUUCUAGCUGAUUUAGUGGAUUGGUUUUUCAAGCUCAUGCGCAAGGACGAGAACUGGGGCUACAAGCGCUAUGACAUGAAGUAUGACCCGAUAUUCUUCCCACUAAAGGUGGCAAUGGUCAACAUGCUUUCGCCAGCCUAUCCUUUCGGAGGCUUACAUUGGGAAGGACUGGAAAAGGAAUCUACAACAGAUGUGGUCACCACGAAACUGCCGACGCUAGAAGAUUUGGGCGUGAACCUCACGCACAUUGAAGACCAGGCGCCGUGGGAGCUGAAACCAUUCCGGGCCUAUCAGUACUACAUGGAUCAAGUGGGAGAGUUCCCCAAGCCUGAUCCUCCGCGAGUCUACUGCGGCUAAUCAAAAGAAUUUGUUUAAUGUCUAUAUUAAAUUCUUUUAUCUGAAGAACAUCUUGACAAUGUAUCAAAUUGUAGAAAGUUUUUAAUAAAUUAUUUUGUUUGUUAA
Molecule: messenger RNA, 1418 nt
Organism: Amyelois transitella
Lineage: Eukaryota; Metazoa; Arthropoda; Insecta; Lepidoptera; Pyralidae
Gene: ND-39
Product: NADH dehydrogenase [ubiquinone] 1 alpha subcomplex subunit 9, mitochondrial
Exons: 7
Coding region: 114-1313 (399 amino acids)
Cellular component (GO): mitochondrion
Molecular function (GO): protein-containing complex binding
Source: RefSeq, a predicted model, not a curated record